CACAACAGCAAGCCAAUAGUUAAAACUCGAGUUUGAACUCCGAACUCGAGACCGAGGAGUGAAGCAGCUUACCAGAGAAAACCCUAGAGAGUAAGUGAGAGAUGAAGGCAUCACUGAAACUCCGAGAAGAUCAAAAGCAGCCAACUCUAAACCAACCACAAAACCAAACCGAAAAUAAUCCAAAAUCUCAAUAUCAAAAUCCACUUCUGAGAGCAAAAAUCCCGAUUAGUGUAUUAGGGUUUCCAUUUCUAUCAAUACUCACAGCAGGAGACUCCUCAGAUCUUUCAUUUGGUAUUCGUACUAAUUCAAUCAAUGGUCCAUCUCUCAAAUUCUCUUACUCACCCAACAUAUCAUCAACAACUCAAACCCCAUUUUCAAUCUCUUUGAAAUCUGGUGUGGGUUUCUUUGGUUCUCCUCAAAAUUCACCUCUUAUCAUGUCUGCUCAGUUUAAUCUUUUUGGUAACCCUAACCCUAGUUUUUUUCUUCAAAUCAAACCCCAAUUUGGCGACUUUUCAUUAAAAAAGACUGCUGUUUCUGCUCCUUUAACUAACCCUAACCCUAAAACCCCUUCAUUUACUAAAGAAAAUGGUGAAAAAAACCAUUUCACUGAUGAUAUUGGUGUUAUGUUAGAGCGACCAUUGGUUUGGAAAGAAUUGACUGAAUUUCGUAAUGGUGGUGAUGGGGUUUUCUCUGGUGUUGAAGUUAGGGCAAAAACCCUUUUGCCUAUUACUAAGAAGGCUGUUGUUAAAUGUCGAUGGGGAGUGAAUUUUCCGCCAGAUUUUGGCCAGAAGCAAAGGAUGCCUUUUUUAACUGUUGAUAAGAUUGCAGUGGAGCGAGUUGAGGAGAAGGUGGAAGUGAAUUCUCAGAAGAAGAAGAAUAAGGAUGGGAGUGAGGGAGAUUUGGAAGUGUUGAAAGGAUUGUGUUUAUGGAUGCAAAAUGAAGUUGAGGGUUUGAAAAGAGAGAAUAGAAUAUUGAAGGAGAGUGUUGAUGAAUUGAAUUUGGGAGGUUCGACAUUGAAAAGUCGCAGAGGAAGUGGAAGUGCUAGCAAAAAUGUGGUAUCCUCAUCCUCGCCAUCUACACCUGGGUUUGAGCAGUGGAGAAAUAAGAAGAAUGGUGGAGAAGAAAAGAACUCCAGUGGUUCUGAGAGUUCGAAAGAUGAAGUGGGAGAGGAAUUGAAGAGAGCUAUAAUGGCUGCCAAAGGGGAAAAUUAGCCGUCUUCAGAGCGAUGAAUUUGCGGACUUUAAGUGAUGAUUGAACAUCUCCUUAUGAUGCUGUUAUAUGUUACAAAGGUGGAUUCUAUGCAGUGGAUACCAAUGGAAAGAGCUGUAGCUGUUAACCCUUCUAUAAUCAUUUCAGAAUUUGCAUAUCCUGUGUUUGGUGGAAUCAGAUGGAGAGCUGUUAAUGGUUGACAAAUAUCUAAGCACCGAUAAUGAUCACAAUGAUGGUUCUCUUGUUGCGCAGAGUGAUCUGUAUAUUUCAGAGUCUACAGUCUAUUUAAAAGUCCACAAGCUAAAUUAAGACUUGCAGCACUGGGUCGAAUUGUGGAAAGCUUGGAUGAUCAUGUUUUGUUCUUAGGUGACAAUUGCUCAUUUUCUGCCUCAGCUCCUGAUUUUUCAGGAUAUAAAGGAAAUUGCAUAUACUAUAGAAAUAAAUCCGUCUGCACAAGCACUGAAAAAGAUGGUGUGUUUGGCGCAGUAUUGGUCCUCUAGUGUCUAAUUCAGGGUGUUCACAGUUGUUCUGGCUUCCACCAGCUUGGAUUUCAAAUGUAACAAUCUAAGAUAUGUUCCUUCCUUUGGUUUGUUCUGCACAUCUUAAGUUCUUUUAUUCUUCUUCUGAUGAAUCAAUCAGUUCUUAUUGAUUUGGUUCAAAUUCUCAAAGACUACGAAAAUUAGAUUCUGCAGAUAUAUCACUAAAUAUUUUAUGAUAUUAAGCUAGUACCAGUCAUGAACUGGUCUUAAUUUU
Molecule: messenger RNA, 1962 nt
Organism: Papaver somniferum (opium poppy)
Lineage: Eukaryota; Viridiplantae; Streptophyta; Magnoliopsida; Ranunculales; Papaveraceae
Exons: 2
Coding region: 102-1211 (369 amino acids)
Source: RefSeq, a predicted model, not a curated record